Mugil cephalus (flathead mullet) is the source of this 2173-nucleotide messenger RNA. It is a transcript of the gene sox10, whose product is annotated as SRY-box transcription factor 10. The coding region runs from base 529 to 2040 and encodes 503 amino acids. The transcript has 4 exons. Gene Ontology annotation, cellular component: nucleus. Gene Ontology annotation, biological process: morphogenesis of an epithelium; enteric nervous system development; neural crest cell migration. Lineage: Eukaryota; Metazoa; Chordata; Actinopteri; Mugiliformes; Mugilidae. Gene Ontology annotation, molecular function: DNA-binding transcription factor activity, RNA polymerase II-specific; RNA polymerase II cis-regulatory region sequence-specific DNA binding. The record is from RefSeq and is a predicted model, not a curated record.
GGCCUCAUACAAGGAGCUCUUUAAGCCCUGGUACCGACACACAGAGCAGGCAUUCAUAGCUACUCGGGCGACGCGAGCGAGGGGGCUGGGGAGCGAGCGUCACUUUGGAAACUCGACGGAUUCUCGUGCUAAACCGGCGACCUCCUUUUCUCAUUACUGAAGUCCUUGCUGUUGGAUUUCACCCGCGGGACGCACGGAGGAGAGAGAAAAGGGGGAGUGAGAGCGGGUGAGUUUGGCGCAGGCAGUUGUGCAACAGCAGGUAAACUGGGGUCCAAGGUGCGCACUGAGCCGCCUAUGAUACCAACUACACGGAUGGAAAGAACUUUAAUGUGGAACCCUCACAGAGUUUUGCAACGGAGGCUGAGAGUAGAGACGGACUGGCAGUUUAUAUUGUAACUUGGAGGAGGCCAGAGAGACAGUGCAGUCAGUGAAGGGAUUCUCAGGAACAGGAGCCCAACGCGUAGAGCCGAGAAUUUAGGAUCAGACUUUACGUCCUCUGCGCGCCCCGGAGUUCCCGCAAGAACGAAGAUGUCCAGAGAGGAGCAGAGCUUUUCGGAGGUCGAGCUCAGUCCGGGGAUGUCGGACGACAGCCGCUCCCUCUCCCCGGGCCAUUCCUCCGGUGCCGCCGGAGGCGGGGACUCUCCUCUCCACCAGCACCAGCACCCGCAGCUCGCGGGCCUGGACGACGUGUCCGCGGGCUGCUCGUCCGUGAAGUCCGAGGACGAGGACGAGCGCUUCCCCGCGGGGAUCCGGGAGGCGGUGAGCCAGGUGCUCAACUGCUACGACUGGACCCUGGUGCCCAUGCCCGUGCGCGUGAACAGCGGGAGCAAGCACAAGCCCCACGUGAAGAGGCCCAUGAACGCCUUCAUGGUGUGGGCGCAGGCGGCGCGGAGGAAGCUGGCCGACCAGCACCCGCACCUGCACAACGCGGAGCUCAGCAAGACCCUGGGGAAGCUGUGGAGGCUCCUUAACGAGAGCGACAAGCGGCCCUUCAUCGAGGAGGCCGAGAGGCUGAGGAAGCAGCACAAGAAGGACUACCCCGACUACAAGUACCAGCCUCGACGCCGCAAGAACGGAAAGCCCGGCUCCGGGUCGGGGAGCGAGGCCGACGGACAUCUGGAGGGCGACGCCACCCACAGCCAGUCCCACUACAAGGGCCUCCACCUGGAUGUGGCCCUCAGCGGGGCGGCCGGGUCCCCUCUGGCCGAUGGGCACCACCCUCAUGCUGCAGGACAGAGCCACAGCCCCCCUACACCUCCAACCACCCCCAAGACGGAGCCCCAGUCUGGGAAGGCAGGCGACGCCAAGAGGGAGGCUGCUGGAAACGGCGCCCGUGGCACAAUGGGAGCGGAGGGAAGCUCGGGCGCUCCGGGAUCUGGGAAACCUCACAUCGACUUUGGUAACGUGGACAUCGGUGAGAUGAGCCACGAGGUCAUGGCCAACAUGGAGCCUUUUGACGUCAACGAGUUUGACCAGUACCUCCCGCCCAACGGGCACCCGGUUGUUGGGCAGAGCGCCGGGGCAGGUGGUGCGGCCACGGCUUCUCCAGCCUCGCCCUACACCUACGGCAUCUCCUCGGCUCUGGCAGCAGCCAGCGGACAUACGGCAGCCUGGCUCUCCAAGCAGCAGCAGCAGCAGCAGCAGCAGCAACAACAGCAACAGCAGCACAGCUCCCCUCUGGGCUCAGACCCGUCCAAGGCCCAGAUCAAGAGCGAGGCUGGAGGGGCUGCGGGACACUACGCCGAAGCGGUCUCAGCAGGUUCCCACGUCACCUACACCCCCCUAAGCCUUCCUCAUUACAGCUCUGCCUUCCCCUCCCUGGCCUCAAGGGCGCAGUUUGCAGAAUACGCCGACCACCAGCCCUCGGGGUCGUACUACGCCCACUCCGGCCAGGCCUCGGGGUUGUACUCCGCCUUCUCUUACAUGGGACCUUCCCAAAGGCCCCUGUACACCGCCAUCACCGACCCGGUCAACGUGACGCAGUCGCACAGCCCCACGCACUGGGAGCAGCCCGUCUACACAACGCUGUCGCGGCCGUGACGCACAACGAGGCCAGAAGGCGCCGGUGCAGUUUCAGCCCCCGACGUCAGGCCAAAGGAGAAGAGGCAGCAUCACUGGUGAAGGCGGUCUGGUCUGGUCUGGUCUGGGGGGGUUUGGGGCAGGCACUGGGAGA